GUUCUCACUGUGAGGUUCUACCGGUACUGAUCUCGCAAGAAAUCAUGAAUUACCGAUUUUUCGUUAUUUUUAUUUUCACUUUUGCUACCGUUGAGUGCCAAAACGUUGCCAAUAAUGCAAACUCAAACAAUACGGAUGCAACUAUGGACGUUGAAAUUACCAAUCUGGAGGAGGAAAUAUCUAAGCCGAAACUUCCACAUUUGUGCACCGUAUGCAAUUGUAUAGAUGAUAUCAUAGAUUGUGAUAACAGAAAUUUGACCCACCACUUGGAGGGUGGACAAUGGUCCAAUAAAACCAUAAAGAUAGCGUCGUUCAAUGGGAAUUUAUUGGUUCACGUGAAACCAUUCCCAAAAAUAGAAAUUAGGAAACUGUCGCUGCAGAAGAACAAAAUCACGAGAAUCGAUCCUCGAGCCUUUAAGGAGAUAAUUAAUCUUACCGAGUUAGAUCUGAGUCAUAAUCAACUUACGACGGAAAACUUAAAACCUGGCGUGUUUGAGGGUAAAUUUUCAUCGGAUGCUUACGAACCAUUGGAGAAGCUAGUGGUCUUAAACUUAGCUCACAACGUGCUCCAUUCGUUGCAUCAAGAUCUUUUCGAGCACAUGGAAAGUCUGAAGGUGUUGAACCUUUCCUGGAAUCAGUUCUCGAGAAUCGACGAACGUACGUCCAUUGCGAUCAGCUCUCUUCCGUAUCUGGAAGAGUUAGACUUGAGUUACUGUGGCCUAAAGACACUUUCGGACGUUCAUUUCUACUCGUCUAGGUCCCUCAGGAAGCUUAACUUAAGCGGAAAUCUACUUACAUCUGUUCCGAAAGCUCUCGAGGAAACAACGAUGCUCGAGGUGCUUUACCUGGACGAAAAUCCAAUUCAAAUUAUCGAUCACUUAUACCCGUUUCCACUUAUUCCAAAACUGAAGGAGUUAAGCCUCUGUUGCAUGCCUCAUUUGACGAUUGUCGGACCAUAUGCCUUUUCAGGCUUGAUGUCUCUCGAGCAUCUUCGUAUAGAAAACUGUCCGAAACUGGAAUCGAUCGAUGAUUACGCUCUUGCCACGCAGAAUAACUCUGAGGUACCUGUGUGGCCGCCACUAAAGAAACUCGAUUUAUCGGAUAACGCCCUGCGAUAUUUGCCUCAGCAAUUGGUAGCAAGAUGGGACUGGCUUGAAAAAUUGGAUCUGAUGAACAACAAAUGGAGCUGCGAUUGCAAUAAUCAAUAUCUGAUUGGCACGUUGCUGCCAAAAUACGGGAAGAAGCUCAUGGGAGACGAACUGGAUUCACUCAUCUGUGCUUUCCCGCCGGAACACGCUGGCAAGAACUUGUCUUCGUUAUCCCAUCGAAGCUUGCGAUGCUUGGACUUAAACAAUGCAAGACCGGAAAGGGACGCGACGAUCCUCAUCGGCGUAUUGGUCGGUCUAUUGCUCGCCAUUCCAGUCUGCCUGACGAUUUUCGUUUUCUGGCGUCGUGGCUUCUUCUUCUGCGGCACUCAAGGACCCGCCACCUUCUCACGAGCUUUCUACAAGAGAGCCACGGACGACGAUGAAUUCUGAGAACUUUCUCCUAUCGAUGAAUCUUCGAUCUCGUUAGUAAAAAGAGGCGAAUAAAAUGACCAGACUGGAAAGCAUGUUUAUGCAAAUUUGUAUCUUUGUAAAUGCAGAGAUUCGUUUCAUUCGGCAAACAUUUUAACGAGUACAAAUUUUAUUCUCCAUUGUCGACUUAUCUUUUCACGUAGAAUCGACAACGAUCACUGAGAUUCCCUGUAUAAUUUCUGGCAUUGCCAUAAUUUCGUACACAUGUGUAAACGUCACACGGUUUAAUAACAAUUCAGACGAUCGUUCUGUCUCGCUUACGAGGUAAGCUACAGUGGAAAUUGUAGAAAAAAUAGCGUAAGCGUGUACUGUGAAUCAUUUGCCAGAUAUGGGCGAUCGUACGUUUCUUUAUUAAGUGUUUGUGAUAAAACACGAAGUAGAAACGAUAAGGUGAUAGAUACGACAGUCUGAUAAGAUAGUAUCAAACUUAUACGUUAUAUAUGGUAAGAGCGUGGAACGGCAAUGUUAAAUAUUUUGUAGCAAUUCACAGUCUUUUCGACGAUAUUAAUUUAUAUUGAUCAUGAUUCAUAAGCUAUCGUGGAUAAUCUGUUCGUAUGUAUACAUGUAUUUCAUCAUCCAACGAUGUACGUGUUUUGUAAUAAAAAUGUAUAUUGUAAUAAAAUAUUGGUACGAA
Molecule: messenger RNA, 2211 nt
Organism: Bombus pyrosoma
Lineage: Eukaryota; Metazoa; Arthropoda; Insecta; Hymenoptera; Apidae
Product: leucine-rich repeat neuronal protein 3-like
Exons: 6
Coding region: 45-1538 (497 amino acids)
Cellular component (GO): plasma membrane
Molecular function (GO): protein binding
Source: RefSeq, a predicted model, not a curated record